AUGGUCCCUUUCCAAGAAAUCUUAAUGAAAAAAGCAUCAUUACCCAAGUUCAGCAGUGUCAAACUCGAGUCUUUCCUGUGCCAUCCUUACCCAUGGGCAUCAGACAGCUCCUUGGUGUGGGUCAACAUGAAUGCUCUGACUGUGAUUUCGGUGGCGAUCCUCGUGGCUAGCGGCAGCGCCUCCUUGCUUGCGUACAGCGGCGUAUAUGGAGGCCAUCACGGCCUUCUUGGCGCCUAUCCUUACGCAGGAUAUUCUGGUGUGGUGCCCUACGCAUACGCAGGUGGCCUUCCCGCAGCUGCUCCUCUCUCCCUCAAAACACCUGUAAUCAAGACCUUGGCUCCUACACCUAUCUCUUACAACGUAGCUCCUGCACCUGUAUCCUACAACGUGGCACCUGCACCUGUUUCCUACAACGUAGUUCCCUUCGCACCUGUAGCACCUGUCCAGUCUCAGUAUCACGCUCAGGAUGAGAUCGGUCAGUACUCCUUCGGUUACGCCGGCGGUCCUUCUUCACGCGCUGAGUCUCGCGAUGCCUUCGGUGUUGUCCGUGGAUCGUACAACUACGUGGACUCUGAGGGCAAGGUUCAGACUCAGCACUACGUGGCUGACGCCCUUGGCUUCCGUGCGUCCGGCACCAACCUUCCUGUGGCUCCUGACGCCCCUCUGGCCGCCCUCCCGGCCCCGUCCCCGAACCCGUCCAGGACACUGCUGAGGCCUACAACGAAGCCGCCGCGCCGCCGCUGCCGCCCCAGACACCCGCUAAAGAGUGUUUUAGAAACUGCAUCAUAUCUGUGCGUAGAGCUCUCGCCAGCAGAUAACAUCAAGACUCUAGUCAGUUUCGAUCGAGAGUUGACGAACGUGUAUGAGAUACCUCUGAAUAAAAGUUUCUUUCCAAGAAAUCUUAAUGAAACAAAGCAUCAUUACCCAAGUUCAGCAGUGUCAAACUCGAGUCUUUCCUGUGUCAUGAAAGGCCGGGGUUACCAUCAACUGGCGGGCGCGGGAUUAGAACGCAGGUCAAGAUUGCUGGACGAGAAAAUACCACUGCACUACACAGAGUAG
Messenger RNA from Penaeus vannamei (Pacific white shrimp), 1059 nucleotides. NCBI's taxonomy places the organism in Eukaryota, Metazoa, Arthropoda, Malacostraca, Decapoda, Penaeidae. The record is from RefSeq and is a predicted model, not a curated record.